This is a messenger RNA of Poecilia latipinna (sailfin molly), 564 nucleotides long. RefSeq names its product L-rhamnose-binding lectin CSL3-like. Gene Ontology annotation, molecular function: carbohydrate binding. NCBI's taxonomy places the organism in Eukaryota, Metazoa, Chordata, Actinopteri, Cyprinodontiformes, Poeciliidae. The transcript has 4 exons. The coding region runs from base 34 to 354 and encodes 106 amino acids. The record is from RefSeq and is a predicted model, not a curated record.
UUUGUAUUCAUUAAUGUGACCUGAAUCUCUCUUAUGACAGACCCUGAAAGAAAACAUCCCACUGUGGCAUGUGAGGGAUCAGUGGCUCAACUCCGGUGUGACAAAGGUGAGGUUAUACAUGUGACCAGUGCUACAUAUGGACGCAGCGAUCAGAAGACGUGCAUCGCUGGACGACCCGCCAACCAGAUAACCAACAUCCAUUGCUCCAGUAGCUCAGACAAAGUUGGUCAGAGAUGCAACGGGAAACGGCAUUGUAACAUCAGAGCCAGUAACUCGAUGUUUGGAGACCCCUGCGUUGGAACCUACAAGUACCUGGAGGUGGAUUAUAUUUGUUACGCUUUUCUGACUGGGUGAAACCGUCAUCAGGUCUUCUGUGUUCUGGAUGAAAUUCAUAAUAAUCAGGAAUUUCUACAGCAUUGAUUAGCAGCUUAACGUCUCUUCAAAUUAAACUAUAACACUUUAUUGGUCCCAAAGGGAAAUUAUCUACUCUUCUGUACCUUCAAGUUUUCUCAACCUGUUUUGCAUUUUUAUUUCAAUUUUUCAUGAAUAAACCUGACUUGCAUU